AUGGUAAAUAAAUUUUCAUUCUUUACAAUACAACCAGUUCGUUUUGCUUAUGACGAUGAUGAAGAUUCCGAAUAUGAAGAAGAAUUAGUAGAAUCUCUUAAAGGAAAACCAAGUAUUCCUUUGGGACUUCCACUUUUACUUGUUAAUAAUAAAAAGUUAAUAAUUGGAUCUAUUUUGUUGCCUGAAAUAAAAUUGUGUGAAAUACGACAUAUUCCAGCAUAUUUAAUAUUAAGUCUCCAAGAUACUUUAUAUGGUAAAAAUGAAACAACCAUACAAACGUUAAAAGGAUUUCGAGAAUAUUUUGAAGAGUUAUUAUCAUUUAUUAUGCAAUAUGAAAAAGAAUUGCAAACGGAAUUUCAAAAUGAAAAUAAUUUACCUAAUUCAAUACCUUUAAAUCAUGAUCGAGGUGUUGCAACUCAAGUACAUCAGAUCGUUUGGCAUUCAGCUACUACUAAAUUUGCAUAUCCUAUAGCUUAUUAUGGUAAUACUCUUACUGCACAUGAAAUUAAUCAGAUACUUUUCAACUUGUAG
Molecule: messenger RNA, 531 nt
Organism: Diversispora eburnea
Lineage: Eukaryota; Fungi; Glomeromycota; Glomeromycetes; Diversisporales; Diversisporaceae
Source: the annotation of a GenBank genome assembly